CGAUUAAAUCAUCCCGGAUCCGGCCAUCACUAAGGCUAUCCAAAUCACGUCAACAAAAUGUUUUCUUUCCUGAGAGGCCUCCUCGAAAAACCUAAUCAGUAUUAUCAAAGUGAUUCAUAAAAAAAAGUGGGAGUUAUGUAUGCCCAACCAAAGGAAAUGGACCAACUACCGAGGUUUCACUUUUACCGGCGUGAAUUGUGUUUAUAUUUUGGUGUAUACUUUGCCUACCUCAUUUAUGGCUUAUGGACAUUGUUCGAAUUACGUGAAGUAUUACAAGAGCAUUCAGGAUAUACACGCGACCCUUAUAAUUACGAAUUGGACAUUUUUAAUGAUUACUUGCGUUUUAACUGGCAUUGGUACAUAUUGCAUGCUGUAAUUACCACCACCUCACGAGCAUUUUUAAGUGAAAACAAGAUGGGUAUCGUCUUCGCCUGUGUAUCAAUUCCUUCACUGUUGAGUAUACUUCCAUUGAAUAUGAUGGUAUUUGUUAUGGCAAUGCUAAUAACUUUCUAUUCGGUGUCAUAUAGUGGCAAUAGGAAGAUGGUAUGGUUCGCAACGGCAUUAUGGGUUGCAAUUUUAAAUAUUCUAGCAUUUUAUAUAGCUAAAUUUCGCGAUGAAGAGAGCAUUUUUUAUACACUCAGCGUUAUACUGUUUUGGACAUUAUUGCGCUGUUGCAGUUUUGCACAUUUUUGCAUCGAUUCACAAUUCAAAACGGAAGAACUUUUAGAUGUAACCACAUUUACACGUUUUCUGGGAUAUACCUUAUAUUUUCCAACACUUGCAAACGGUCCAUUCGUAGAUUAUAAACGUUUCAUUGGAAUGUCAAGCGAAAUGAAGCCUCAAGGAUUGUCUGGCCAACUCAAGGCUUUUGUGUGGGAAUUAGUGCGGAUUUUCUUCUGGUGGCUAAUUUUGGAUCUCGGAAUGCGUUAUUUAUUUGUGCAUUACAUUGCUAUGGUACCCGAAACAGCAAAACUCGUGAAGUCACCCUUUGGACGACACGCAAUCGGUUAUUUCUUGGGUCAAUUCUUUUUCAUGACGUAUCUUGUAAAGUAUGGAAUAGGAAUUGCUUUCGCGCGAUACGAUGGAAUGCAACCGCCUAGCAAGCCACAGUGCAUCGGGCAUGUACAUUAUUAUUCGAACAUGUGGAAGCGUUUUGAUCAAGGUCUAUAUGAAUUUCUCUUCGAUUAUAUUUAUCAUCCACUAGUAAUGGCAGAUUACUCUAAAUUCGUGUCAACUGUGCUUACUUUUGCCUUUGUAUUUAUGUGGCAUGGCUGUCAGACUGAUAUACUAAUUUGGACAGUAAUGAAUUUUUGGUGUUUAAUUGCGGAAAAAAUAUUGAAGUAUGCAAUGCGUUCUCAGUUCUAUAAAAGAACGAUUGAAGAGAAAUUGGGCCAUCAAAUAUCACAACGUUUUCAUGCACUAGUAUUUAGCCAACUUUUCAUCGUAGCAGCUUUUUCCAACGUUUUCUUUAUUGGCAGUCCCAAAAUGGGUGUUUAUUUAAUGAUGAACGCUUACGGUACUGGCUUUGGCAAUUAUCUGGCAUUGUCAUUUUGUUGUUACUGUUUCUUUCAAUGCUCUGAAUUGAUAUCAAUGGAACUUUGGAAAAUAAAUGAAAAAAGGAAAACCAAAAUAAGUUAACUAUAUUAUAUAGACCAACGUAAGACUUUACAACUA
Anastrepha obliqua is the source of this 1674-nucleotide messenger RNA. RefSeq names its product protein-cysteine N-palmitoyltransferase Rasp (gene rasp). Bases 136 to 1638 code for a protein of 500 amino acids. Gene Ontology annotation, molecular function: palmitoyltransferase activity. NCBI's taxonomy places the organism in Eukaryota, Metazoa, Arthropoda, Insecta, Diptera, Tephritidae. The record is from RefSeq and is a predicted model, not a curated record. Gene Ontology annotation, biological process: protein palmitoylation. Gene Ontology annotation, cellular component: endoplasmic reticulum. The transcript has a single exon.